AUGCCAAAUUUGGAUGGAGUAUCCUUACAACCUUUGGUUAUAGGGAGCAUCGGAGAGUUAGGAAAUUGGAAAAGUCCGACUGUAAAAUUGCAUCAAAAUGAUAUCGAUUCUACAUAUUGGGUUUCUGAUUCAGUUAAGAUCCGCGUGAGAGAAGAACAAGUCUUUUACAAAUAUGCACUCUACCAACCAAAAAAAACUGGCAGGAUAAGCGAGUUUAACGACUGGUUUUUCGGCGACAGCACCAUUAUAAUGGAAGGCGAUACAGAACACGAUAACCGAACAUUAUUGUAUCAAGGUUACCAUUAUGAUAUAUGGAAGAGCAACAAUUCUAAGAAGCUUUACAGCACAAAUCUCUAUAAAGAUUUUAAGUUUGUUGACGUGAUAUAUGAAUCAGCAAACCCGGAGAAUCUUAAAGAAAAAAUUAUGGAAUUCCAAUCAUUAUCAAAAAGUCAUCCGGAUUUAACUGCACGUGCGAUUGACACGAUUUCGAUCAUGACUCUAAUAUCGUCAUCACGCGAGGGCUACCAACGGAUCUUCAUAAGCUUUUUAUUAGGACAUCACAUUGAUGUCGCUCAAAAGAAGGAUGGAAGUCUCAGCCGUCUAAAAUUGACUGAUAGAUUUCCUUCAGCUAUUUUAUUGCGAGCGUUACGGGAAAUUAAACCUAAUAUUAUACCUUCGAAUGCUAUAAGUCUAUUUUCCCUGGCGACAUCAGCUUUGGUCCGACACAAUUCAUCAAAACGUGGGGAAUUUGACUGGAUGAAAAUGUUUGCUAUUGCACCUAUUCUCGACCCGUCAUAUACGUUCUUACCUAACAUUGAGAAACAUGAAUAUAGCAAAAUAAAUGAAAGCAAACGUUUUUAUGAGUUGCUCAAGAGGGACGUGAAACCUUAUAUUGAUAAAAUCGACAAAGAUUCAACCUAUCAAACUGUUGUGGAGACCAUAAUCAAAAUUUCUUUUUUCAAUAUCGAAUCAUGUGACUUUAUAAUGAAUCAUAUCAUUGAAAAAGAAGAAAUGAAUGAAAAAGUCAAGGAAUGCAUAAACAGAUCUAUCAAUAACUUUAUAGGUCCUGACAAUCCAUGCACGUUGGAACAGCAUUUUAAAUCCCUUUCUGAAGAUCUUCGAAUCGCGUAUUUUGAAAUCGAACGAAUACUGAAACAACUUUCGACGUCAAAAAAUCACAAUUUGCUACUAUUAUUCCCUGAGUGGUCGAAACUCGCUUUGGAUAAUAAACCGAAUUUGGAUAGAAAAAUUCCAUCACUUUGUGAAGAGUGGUAUUGUCAUACAAUUUCCAAUGCCCCUACCACUCAAAAAGGAAAAAUGAAUAUUGUAUCCUUCUUCUAUAAGCAACUUUCUGCUAUUUCAUUCGCUAUUGAAAAAAGACCCAACAUUCAUAAAAGGUUGGCAUCGAUUAUCGAAAAAAAAAUUGCCAGCUUACCGAAUGAUUGGUUUCUUCAAUCCACAUCAUUUGUGGGUGCUUUAGAGCCCUACAUUAUCAGAGAAUUUAAGAAAGUUCUUAUAAAAAUACUAGAUCCAUUGUUGAGUAAUGCUACCGAUGAAUCUCUAAUAAAAAUCAUAUCCCUGAUAUGCGACAUUUCGGGUCCUAAACUGUACAUUCCUAAUCAGUUAUGUGAAGAAAUUCUUUUGUAUAUAUUGGAUUCAGUUCGAGAAAACUCUGUAAAAUCUGGUGUGCUUAAUAUUGACAACAAAGAUGACGACACCUCGCAAUUGUUACUGAUUAAAUCAUCAAAACUCUGGAUAUUCUUGUUAAACGCAUCCGGUGAAGUCUAUGAACUACUGAGACAUCAACAUGUAAAAUAUGUUUGCUCGAAAAUUACAAAGCUCGUCCGUGCAAUAGAGAACAAAUCAAUUAGAAUUGGGAUGCUUAGUGCACUCUUCGAAUCGCCUAAUGAAAUAUUAAUUGAAUAUUUUGCUGCGGGAAUCGGCGAUGAAGGUAGUUCAGGAAAUAUAAUCACCAAAGAAUUGCUAGAAUCAUUCAAUGAAAGAUUGCGUGAACAUACAUGUAUCGUCGAGCAACUUUACUCCUUUUACCAUAAAUGGUGCGGCGGAGCUGCAGACACGCAGAGUUACCUGGAUGAUCUCAAUGAAAAAAUGAACGCUUUGAAAGAUUUGGAGUUUGCCGAAAUAGUCGCCCCGGGUUAUUGGUCAAUUCACCGUGAGAUAAUUGAAGUCAGUCAAAAAGUGCAUCCUUAUAAAGAUUCAAAAACCUUUUUUAAUGUAUUCAUGAAUAGCAUGAAUGAAGAAGUUCAGAUAGAUGUUUCAUCUGUGGCGAAAGCAUUUAGGGAUUCUUUACUCGAAAACUAUCAAAAGACUUGCCUGAGCUAUAAAAACUGGGGAAAUAUAAAAUGCUCAGAAGCUUGGCCGCUUUGGAAAGGGAUCACCAGAGAAGAGGUUAGAUCGGAGUUUGAACUGAUGAACAGCGAUACGACAUGGUAUAAACAACAUCAAAAGAAGAAAGAUUUGAUUAAAUCAAUCGAAUCACUGGCUCUCAUUCCGUCUUCAAUCUCGCAACUGAGAAAUCUUUCAAAUGUCAUUGUCCAAUUCAAUGUUAAGAAUGUGGAAAAUAGUUGGGCAAAUAGAAUGCUGAAUACUUUAAAGAAUGACGAUAUGACCUUAGGACAAUUGCCCAAAUUUUUUAAGGAUCUCGAUAAUCAUGUCGAGAAGUACAAAGAGAUCUGGCCUAUAAUAAAAGAACUCUCUUCGGCCAAAGAAUUUAUUGGCUUCUUACUUAAAGAUUUAAUUGGAAAAGACUUGACAAACCUCAUUAACGCCGUUGAUGAUCAAUCAGACACAAAACUACUUCAGGAAAACACGGUGGCCGCUUUAAUUGAAGUUAAUAAGGCGUUAAAUCCCUUGAACAAAGAAGCACGAGCUUCAAUCGAAUCGUUUUUGGAUUGCCUAACAGAAAUAUCCAAAAAAAAUCCUUCUCUUCCCACAAACAUAAAUUCUUGUAGCUCACAUAAUUUGGCUUUACAAAAUAUGUAUCGCAAUGUGGCAAAGCGCGGAGAGGUUACGAAAGAACGAAUUAAAAAUGCCGCGACUAUCGGAACCUAUACAUUUCAACAUGAGGAACGAACUAAUUUAUGUGAGGUCCUCUUAACAUACGAUACAACGCAAAUCGAUGAUGACAAUGAUAUAACACCUCGCGUGAAGGCGUCAUACAAUUUAGCAGAUUUGCACGAUCUUUACGGCCGAGCACUCUUGAUCGGAAAAUCUAGAGCUUCGACGGAUCGAAUAAAUGAUGAAAAUAAUUCCGAAGAUAUUGAUACACAAAUGAAUCAGUUUAUUAUACAGGUCGAUCUGGUGCAACGAAUUAUUGAUGUUGCCUCCAAACUGAUUCGAUUGGGGCAUUUCCUAUACCAGAUGAUGCAUCUUCAGGCACGUGGCGUCAAUAAACUACAAAAAAUGCUGGACAAAUUGACACGAGAUCUAAAGACAUGGGAAGAAAUAGUCAAUCGUGCGCAAAACGAGCACUAUUAUUUAACUUUCUUUUCCGCCCGCCAGAUUUUAACCUUUUACGACUAUUUUAGGAAAAGGGAUGAAAGUCUUAAAGAAACUUGUAAUAAUUUUAUAAGAUUUGUCAAUGACACAGCUCAGUUGCCGCAAACACAAACUGGAAUAUGGGAUGCGGUUAGGAAAGAAGAAGAUUUUUUGCCAGUUCUUCGCAAGAUUGGUAUUACACUUCGCGGUAUUUUCUCCGACAUACCACUGCGAACUCGAACUAUUCCCGAAGAACUAGAACCGAUCGUGGCCGAUACUAUCUUUAAAGGACAUUUGUUCGUCGCAGCUUGCAAUUCCCGUUUCUUGGUUCCAAACGUCAUCCUAUCACUAUUCGCUAACCACCGAACUUUUCCUGAACCAUGGCAACUCCUUAUCUGUAGAAAUACAACGACUGCAGAGGAAAUUUCACUCUUCAUAAAACGUUCCUUUAUUGCUGCAAGCAAUGGAUAUGAAGGCCGUUUGUUUUGCAUUGCGGAUGUCGAACUCUUGGAUUUUGAAUUGCAAUAUAAUCUCGUCCAGGCUAUUCGUGAUUUUCAGGAAAAAGAAAAUGAUUAUCUUCUGGCUCUUAUAUGCACUCGAGAAAAGGGCACCAAUCAUCACAUCUUAGAUCAAUUUGCGGAAAAUGUGCAUGUGACAAACGGUCUUGAUGCAAAAUCCAUGAAAAUGUUAUACGAAGAAAUCUGUCCUGAUGUAGUGUGCGUAACAUCAAAUAUGUCCGGCCAAGGAAAGACAGAAUGGAUUAAGGAAUCCAGUUUUCGGAAAGGAAAGGUGCCACGUACCUUACUGAUCAGCGACAAUGCAUAUUUUAAAACGCUAGUUCGACAACUGGCAGAUUGUAAUUUAGGACCCGCUGAAAGCUUACACCUUGACAUCACGCUUAUCACGAAUUCGCACGAAGUCAAUUUCUUUUUGUUCGAAUUACUAACGCUCGGCAUAGUUUCAAACGACUCCGACAUUGUACACCUACCCAAAACUCUAAUCUACAUCGAAAUUGCAUCAACGAUUAAACAACAUUUGCUGGACAUGCUACCUUUAACAAAGUAUUUGCAUCAACAAGAGAUCGAAUGGAAUAUGAAAAAUCUCAUCGUGCCUUUUCAUGUGAAUAGCCCUCUCCAGGUGGUUUCUUAUUAUUUGGAUAAGUAUGCUCGUGGUGUCCUUGAUGACGAGAAUAUCCGAUUUACUGGAGAUAACGCGAUUAGCGAGCCAUUAUCACCCGAGCGUUGUCGACAGUUACUGGAACAAUAUUUUUUUAAUGAUCACAUGGACAACGUCCAUUCCUACAGAUUCUUGGAAAUAUUUGUAAACGUGUUAGCGGAUCAACUGGUUCGUUUUUCCGCGAGUUCCUUCUUUCAAAUAGAACAGCUGCGCAUUAUGACCAAAGAUACGAACAUCCGCUCAUCUCUUUUGGAAAUUUUGAUCUCUUGCUCUAAAGAAUUUGCAACCCGUGCGAUUAAGACCAAAGAUAUGCAAAAGAAGAAUAUUCAAGCUGUUCAAAACGACGAUACUCAAGAAAUUGAUAAUGCGCGGCUCGGGGAUAUCGCGCAAUGGGACGAUUCUAAUCAUCUCGUGGUCGUAUUUUUGUCCCAAAUGCCAGACUCAAUAUGCGCGCUUUAUCGAGAAAAGAACAAAGUGCCAAAAAAUGUUGAAAAUCUAUUAAAAAGUCAAAAUGCAGAAUUACAAGAUUACAGUUCGAUGGGACCGACCAUUUUAUUGGAGCGAUUGGAACAACUCGCAAGGAGAAAAAUGAAUAAAUUGACAAAUUUGCCGGAAUACGCGUUGUCAAUCGAGAAUAUGCUCAAGAUGGCGAUGAUUUUAUUAAGAUCACGUGCCAACAUACCAGUUGUUUGCUGCGGAGAGGCCGGUUGUGGCAAGACCAGUCUAAUUAGAUACCUGUCAAUGAUUAUGGAAGUUAACUUUAGCGCACUAAAUCUUCAUGCUGGAAUUCACGAGAAUGAUAUUAUAAAUUUUAUGGAAGAGGUCAAGGGACUUGCACAAAAAGGCGAAACUUGGGUGUUCUUUGAUGAAAUAAACACUUGUGAUCACAUCGGGAUGCUAGGAAGUUUAAUUUCGCAUCGACUCCUCAAUGGAAAACUGAUUCAUCCAAAUAUUCGAAUAUUUGCCGCUUGCAACCCUUAUCGGUUACGAACUAAAGCUCAAAGCAGUGUGGGUCUAUCAGCAAAACUUUACGAGGAAAAAAACGAUUUAGUUUAUCGA
Messenger RNA from Acaulospora colombiana, 5733 nucleotides. The record is from the annotation of a GenBank genome assembly. NCBI's taxonomy places the organism in Eukaryota, Fungi, Glomeromycota, Glomeromycetes, Diversisporales, Acaulosporaceae.